Molecule: messenger RNA, 966 nt
Organism: [Torrubiella] hemipterigena
Lineage: Eukaryota; Fungi; Ascomycota; Sordariomycetes; Hypocreales; Clavicipitaceae
Source: the annotation of a GenBank genome assembly
GCUUACAGCUGUUCGCGCAUAUCUUGAUAAUAGCGACGCUAGUAGAAAAUAUCUCAGGACGCCAAGUUUAUACUAAUUGCUGACCAUCUCGCCCCUUGGUUGGAUUCAGCCGCGCCCGACUUAUGCCGAUAUUCACCGAAACGGGUCGCACACGUUACUAGUGCAGUUGCCAAGGACGGGGGCCAUCUAAUGUAACAGAUGGAAUCGGGUUUUGUGUACUUGGCGAUUUGUUCAGUUUGGACGAAUGGAUAUAAUUCAGCACACUUGUGCCAAUCUAGCAACGAUGUUUGCUGCUUCUGCAAAAGUUGCCCUUCCGAAACAUCAAUCUAUCAUUCCAAUCAGCAAGCCAUGGUCAGCAACUCUUUGAAGAAGGCGCUCAGCGUCAUGCUCGCCGCAUCUGUCACUGGCGCUGUUGCUGCUGACAAGCCAGUGGUUACGGUAUUUUUGUACCCCAUUGAGGGCGUACAAUUCAACGCCGCCGUCAUCUCUGCUGGACCCGACGCAAACUUGUAUACUGUGGACUGUACCACCACCGCUACGACUUCUAUGCCACCAAACCUGUGCUCUGACCAGCGUGGCUUGACAAUUUUGCAGGGCCCCAAGACAGUGUCUGCUGGCUUGACCGUUGCCACAAACGCCACGACCACUGUCGAACAGUUUAUCUGCAGCCUUGAUAGCUACCUUGCCUACUGUACCAACACCAUUGCGAUUGGCAGCAAGACCAAGACCAUCGUUUCGACGUAUACAGAUAUUGCGGAGAAGGGCCUCUCACCGCUGACAAUCACCUCGGGCGCGUCUCUCUUGACCACCAAUGCUACGAUGCUAGCUACCAAGGGCCCCUCUGGCACCGCUAAGCAGACGAGCGCUGCUGCGCCUGUGUCGACGGGCGGCAUGCCUCGCGUAACCCAGCAGGCUGCUGUCGUGGGUCUCGCUGGUGCUGUCGUAGCGGGCGCCAUGAUGUUGUAA